AUGAAUAUCGCUCUCUCGGAAACAGUUUCUGGCAGUGGUGGUGAUGAGAAUGAUGAGAUCUUCAGCAUUUUUCGCGACAAUUCGGAUCAAUUGCACAGACUUACGAACAUCAACUCAUCAGAAUAUCUCGAACAAUUGGCACCAAUUAUCAAAAGUGCUCUUGUUUCCGAUGACUCUCUCGAUGAUUUAGUGAUUAGUUUGGAAGAUAUUUCUCAUGAGAAAUCUCGCAAUCUUGAACAAAUUUGCAAAGAAUCAGAAAAUGAUAUUUUGAAAUCAGUAACCAAUAUUUCCAAAAUUAAGGCAUCCAGUGCACAACUCCAAGGAGAAAUCAGCGAAAUCAGCUCAAUAUUAGAGAAUAACGGCUCGAAGUUAAUUGAAAAAAAGAAAAAAUACCUCGCCUUGAAAAAUAAUUCAAAUAAAAUCAACCAAUCAGUAGAUUUGAUCAAUUCCUCAUUACAAAUGUUAGAGUUGAGUAACAAAGUCCAUGAUUUAAUUAAAAAGGAGAAGUUUUUCAUUGCUUUAAAGAAUCUCGAUGAUUUGAAAAAUGUUCAUCUUAAAAACAGCGAUAUCAAUCAGUUUAAAUUUUCCAUGCAAAUCUAUCAGUCGAUACCAAUUCUCACGAAUUUAAUCAAACUGAAGAGUUUUGAAAGCGUUCGGAAACUAAUGACUCAUUUGGAUAAGAAUUUCAUCAAUAUGGGAGAAGUUUUGUUCAGUUAUACCGAAAAAUUAAUGGAAAAAUGGUAUCAGCGAAUUAAUUCCAAUAAGAAUUCUGAUCUUAAUGAAAUUUUGAAAGAGUUUUCGUUGAACUCUCCUAUUGAAUUGACCAUUAGACUUAGUGAUUCCAGCACCAAGUUGAAUCCACUCAAUAAUGAAUAUAUUAAAAUCCCAUUAAAUCCAAUCUACGAUGCUCUUUUAAUUUAUGAGUCUAUUGAUGAACUCGAUGACCUUCGAAGCAAAUACCUCAAAGAGCUUACUACCAGAAAGGAUAGAUUAUUUUAUCAAAUCCUCAAGACCAAUAAUACUGCAGCAGCUAAUACUGUUGCUAAUAGUAGCUCCUUUAAAGAUGCAGGGUCCAUUAAAGAAUUCUUAUUCAAGCUUUCAGCGUUUUUCAUCGUUGACCUGAUUAUUAAUAAAAACACUCAUUUCAAAUUGAGAGCAGCAGAAGCAACCGCCAAUUUGUGGGAAUCAGUGGCCGAUAAAUUGAUCCCGGUAUUGGCUUCACAUAUUGAAAGCGUCUCGAACGAUAAUAUUGAUGAAUUAGUGGAAUUGAAACAAACUGUGGGGAUUUUCAUCAAAUUGAUGGAAAAUUAUGGAUUUUCUAUCAAAAAGGUGUACGACGAAAUUCUCAUUUUAUUAUUUAAAAAGUUCCAGAAGAUUCUUCUUAACAACUUUGAAGAAGAAUUCAAAAUUUCAUUAUACGAGGAUGAUUCCAUGCCAAUGAGAAUCAAUGAUAUGACACUUUACAAAAAAGUUUUGGCAGUCAGUUGGUAUCAAACGGAUAAUCCCGAUGUUGUUCCAAUUUCUCCUAUAGAUCCACCUGCCAGUGGUCGUCAUGAUCCUAAGUCAAACGAAUUUCCAAAACAUUUACCAUUUUCUCAACUAUACCCAAUGACCUGUGCACAGGUUCGUUCCUUUGUCAAUAAAUCUUUACAAUUUUUGGAAUUUAACAUUUAUAAUAAGAAUUAUAAACUAUUGAGUCAGUUAUUAAUCAGCUCUCUCGAUGAAUUGAUGAGCAACAAAAUCGGUAAACACUUGAAAGAAAAAGUGAACUCCACUAAUCGUGAAGAAAUUGCCCAGAAUUUAAUCAAUUUGGAUUUUUUUUACAUUUCAUCUCAUGAAGUUUCCAAGCUUUUGACUUCCUUUAAUGCUAUGGUUGCCAACAACAACCCAUCAAGCUCAUCGAUGUCCAUUAAUAUCAAUUUGAUCAAAAGUUUGCCACAGAAAAAUUUCAUACUCAACUCAACCCAGAUAUUUAAAGAAAUUAAAAAGAAUGCGGAAAACAAAUUGUUUGAAAUGGUCGAUGGUAAGGUUAUGCAAUUGAUGGAAAUGAUUGAUUUCGAUUUCGAGACCACGAUAACCAAUAACGAACCAUCAAUGUAUAUUAUUGAAUUAGGGGAGUUCUUGAAAGCGAUGUUUAGUUCGACGUUUAGCAAUUUACCAGCGCAAGUGCUUAAUUUGUUGAUUUACCGUACAUUUGAUAUUCUUGCCGAUAACUUUAAAGCAGUACUCAAGGAUUCUCCAUUGAUCACAGACGUUUCUAUUCUCAAUUUCGAUUCUGAUUUGAGUUACAUUGAGAAUAUUCUUGAUGAAUUGCGUGAGGAAGAAGAUGCCAACAAUAGUAGUAAACUCAGAGGUAAAUUCGAAGAGUUGCGACAAAUCCUUUUAUUAUUGAAGAACGGAUCAUUUGAAGAGUUUAGAAAUUUCAAAUCUGAGAAAUACAGCAAAGUGGACUAUGAUUUGGGGGCACAGUUAUUGAAUAAAUUAAGGAUUAACGGGAGAACCAUUGGAGAAAUCCAGAGUCAGUUCAAACCAGGAUCGCCUGACAUGGGAGGUUAUGAUCAUGGUUCUAUUUCAGGGUCGGAAAAUAAUGGUCUUACAAUGCCAUCCGUGAUUAAGAGUCCUUCAUCUAUGAAUUUUUCCAGAUUCUAUAAGUUUAGAAAUCCAAGCAAAUAG
Saccharomycopsis crataegensis is the source of this 2673-nucleotide messenger RNA. It is a transcript of the gene SEC15, whose product is annotated as Rab GTPase-binding exocyst subunit SEC15. The coding region runs from base 1 to 2673 and encodes 890 amino acids. The record is from RefSeq and is a predicted model, not a curated record. The transcript has a single exon. Lineage: Eukaryota; Fungi; Ascomycota; Saccharomycetes; Ascoideales; Saccharomycopsidaceae. Gene Ontology annotation, biological process: Golgi to plasma membrane transport; intracellular protein transport; exocytosis. Gene Ontology annotation, cellular component: exocyst; membrane.